Messenger RNA from Poecilia latipinna (sailfin molly), 3795 nucleotides. RefSeq names its product copine-8-like. The record is from RefSeq and is a predicted model, not a curated record. Gene Ontology annotation, molecular function: calcium-dependent phospholipid binding. Lineage: Eukaryota; Metazoa; Chordata; Actinopteri; Cyprinodontiformes; Poeciliidae. The coding region runs from base 168 to 2054 and encodes 628 amino acids. The transcript is spliced from 21 exons. Gene Ontology annotation, biological process: cellular response to calcium ion. Gene Ontology annotation, cellular component: plasma membrane.
CAGCAGCAGCGGGGUACAUGGGCUGGGUUGGCAGCACUUGAGUGUAAUUCCAUGUGGGAGGAGGAUGGGUGGGUUUAAGUGCAGCUAUCAGGUCUUUUCUUCUCACACGCUCCGCUGUGCGCACAGACUGAGGAGAAAAUCAAAGAGCAGGUCCACCUCCCCAUGCGAUGUGCAGCAGCUUCAACAUCUGUGAAGUGGCUGCCUCACCCGGUCGGACCGGAGGCCGUCUGGUCUCCGAUCUGGUCUCAGGAGUCAGCAGGGGAGACUCGACGCGCUCCGUCGGGGCCAGGCUGUGCGCCUCUCGGAUCACACCGGAGCCGGCGCAGGCUCUCGCCAUGGAGAUGAUGGAGGGGGACGUUAUGGACAAGCUGGGGGACAUGUCAUCAGUGUACGACUUUGACCCGAUCACCGGCAACAUUCCGGCCACGAAAGUGGAGAUCACCGUCUCCUGCAGAAAUCUGCUGGACAAAGACACCUUCUCAAAGUCCGAUCCUAUGUGUGUACUGUAUACGCAGGGUGUUGAAACCAAACAGUGGAGAGAGUUCGGCAGGACGGAGGUGAUAGACAACACCCUAAACCCCGACUUUGUUAGAAAGUACAUCUUGGACUACUUUUUUGAGGAGAAACAGAAUCUACGCUUUGACUUGUAUGAUGUGGACUCUAAAAGCCCAGACCUGUCCAAACAUGACUUUUUAGGUCAGAUUUUCUGCACUCUCGGGGAGAUCGUUGGAUCACCAGCAAGUCGACUGGAAAAACCACUGGGAGGGAUUCCUGGGAAGAAAUGCGGCACAAUCAUCCUGACGGCAGAAGAACUCAGCAACUGUCGAGACAGUGCCACCAUGCAGUUCUGUGCCAACAAGCUGGACAAAAAGGACUUUUUUGGCAAGUCUGAUCCUUUCAUGGUUUUCUACAGAAGCAAUGAGGAUGGCACGUUUACUAUCUGCCACAAAACAGAGGUGGUGAAGAACACAUUAAAUCCAGUGUGGCAGCCUUUUACCAUCCCAGUGAGAGCACUCUGCAACGGAGACUAUGACAGAACAAUCAAGGUGGAGGUGUAUGACUGGGACCGGGAUGGCAGCCAUGACUUCAUCGGGGAUUUCACGACCAGCUACCGAGAGCUAGCUCGAGGGCAAAGUCAGUUCAAUGUGUACGAGGUGAUUAACACAAAGAAGAAAAUGAAGAAAAAGAAAUAUGUUAACUCAGGAACAGUGACCCUGCUCUCGUUCUCUGUUGAGUCGGAGUUCACCUUCCUAGAUUACAUCAAAGGAGGGACGCAGAUCAAUUUCACUGUGGCCAUUGAUUUCACAGCGUCUAAUGGUAAUCCGUCCCAAUCUACUUCACUGCACUAUAUGAACCCUUACCAGCUGAACGCCUAUGCCAUGGCCCUGAAGGCUGUCGGGGAAAUCAUUCAGGACUAUGACAGCGACAAGAUGUUUCCAGCUCUUGGCUUUGGAGCAAAACUGCCUCCUGACGGGCGAGUCUCUCACGAGUUUCCACUGAAUGGAAACAUGGAAAAUCCUUAUUGCAACGGUAUUGAAGGGAUCCUAGAGGCAUACCAUCAAAGUCUGAAAACGGUUCAAUUAUACGGGCCAACCAACUUUGCUCCAAUAGUGAACCAUGUUGCCAGAUAUGCAGCGGCAGUGCAGGACGGCUCGCAGUACUUUGUCCUCCUAAUCAUCACAGAUGGUGUCAUUUCAGACAUGGCCCAGACCAAAGAAGCCAUCGUAAAUGCUGCCAAGCUUCCUAUGUCCAUAAUCAUCGUAGGAGUUGGUCAAGCUGAGUUUGAUGCUAUGGUGGAGCUGGACGGCGAUGACAUCAGGAUCUCAUCCCGGGGGAAACUGGCAGAGAGAGACAUUGUUCAGUUUGUUCCUUUUAGGGAUUACAUGGACCGGACAGGAAACCACGUGCUGAGCAUGGCACGGCUCGCCAAAGAUGUGCUAGCAGAAAUCCCUGACCAGUUUAUCUCGUACAUGAAGAGCAGAGGGAUCAAACCCAACCCUGCGCCGCCGCCAUACACUCCACCUGGACACACACACCACCACACACAAAUCUGAGACCCUCUUCUUUGCAUUUCACUGAGGACAGAUAAGCAUGCAGCAGCCACUCCAAGUCCGGUGGGAACUCUCUACCUCCUGAUUUUGUUUUACCUAAUUUGCUGUGAACAGGAGGCCAAGCAAUGGGUGUAGAAUGUUGUGCUGUACUCUCCCAUUGACUAAAGAAGCAGUAUUUUUUUUUUCUUUUUGUUCGGUUUUGUUUCUACCGUGAUAGAUUUCUUUGUAGGCCCUCUUCAGGAGAUGCUGACCCAAUUUUUCAGGACUUGUUGCUGAAAGCCUUUCGGGCAGUGACUGUUUCACGUCUACUUUUGACAGCAGGUUGAUUCGAGGGUCAUGUUGUGGUUUAAACCUUGUGCCUGUCUGUGCUUGUUUCUUUAAGUGUAUCAGGACAUUUAAACUUGACCCAGGCUCUUCUUGUCAAUCAUCAGUGUGGCCUAAUGCAGUAAUAUUUUUUUCACCCACCUUCUCCUUCUCAAAUAUGUUUUGUAUUGGGGAUUGAUCUCGAUUUCUGAUGAUGUGACGGCUCCAGCGUUUUCCAAACGACACCACCUCCUUUUCUCUUUAAUACUAAAUGUCGGUAUGAGCAUGUCGUAUGAGAUUUAUUUCCUUUUUUUUUUUUUUUUUUUUUUUUUUGUAGAAUGGCAUGGAUAAUUUUUACGUCUAAUUUUGAACAAAACAAACCUAAUGGAUUUUAGCAACUGCCAAUUAUUUUUGAGUGACUGACUAUGAAAACUAGCACAACAACUACUAUGACUGUACCAGAUGGCCAUAUUACUAUUGGAGUGCUGCUAAUCAUUAAUUUUGAGGAAGUCAUUCAACUUUGUCAAAUAUUUUACAUUCAUCACCACCGUUUAAUACAAAACAUGGAGAAUUAAGUAUGAAAAAAAAAUACUGGCUCCUAUUACACUGUUUGUAGGACGUUUAUUGAAAGUGUUUAUACAUACAUGUGCAGAGCAAAUCCAAGGCAUAUGCAAAAAUAAACUGCUGCUUAGGGCCCCAAACCACCAGGAGGGCAUCGGUUGAAUUCUCACACUGGUCAUAGAUCUUAGUUGUUUUUUUUGUUUUUUAAUUUUCUUUUUCUUGACAGUGAGCAUACUACUAAUACAAACUGUCUCAGGACGUUCAAGAGAUUUUUAGUUAUUUAACAUAAAAAAUAUAAAUAAAUGUUAUGGUUAUAUUUUAACCCUAGCAGAAUUAGUAAAUAUACUAACUGUAUAUAAUAUACAAAGAAAUGUCUUUUAACAUAGGAACUAUUUAAUGUAAUCCUUUCUGUUAAGUUUCUGAAGUGGGAUUCAUAUUUCAUGCCACUGUUUACAAAUAUAUUUCAAAAACUCAUUGUCAAUUCUUUACAGUCAGCUGCACACACAACUAAAUAAGAUUAGAGCCACAUAAACUUUAAACUCUACAUAUUAAAACUACACUGACGAAGCUUCUGGAUGAAAACGUCAAACAGUUCCCAUAAAGAAGUUAAAAUGAAAGUUACUGUCAUAAGAUGUUCUCCUUUCCGCCAUCAAUCCUUUAAUAUGUGUGAAUGGGAUUACAUUCAAUAGCCCAGAGCAACUCUCUAAAAUAAGCUUGAGUAAAGUGUGUGAGAGUUUGAAUUAGCUAAGACAUACUGAGGUGUAAUUUCAAAGUAAGGUACUGGAUGACAUUGUGGUGCUGGAUUGCUUUAAAGUUGCUCAUUACAGGAAAACACAAAGUGAAAAUCUUCCUAAAGCGAUGACUUGUGAGUGGAGGGGGG